AUGGACGCUCUGUUGCGCGAAGCUGAGGCCCUGAAGGGCUCUCUGGAGAACUCGUCUCGCUUCCUCCACCUCAUGCCCAACGAAGCGCCCAAGGCUCAGAACUUCCUCAACCAACUCAACGACAAAAUCGCCCAGCUGGACAGGUCCGACGCCAAGGUGCAGGCCAAGCUGCCGGCGCUGGAGGCUGCGGUGGUGCAGGCGGCUGCGGCGAUCGACGGAGCAAGCAAGGCCAAGGAGGUCGAUGCCGAAAUCAAGGCCGUCGAAGCGCUCCUCAAGAAGGCCCAGGACGCCGCUCGCGCCGUCAUCUUCGUGCCCGGCUCCGCCAUCAGGCCUGCGGAAGCGGACCUGAAGAAGCUGGCCGAUGCCGUGGCCGAGCUCGAGCCCGCGCUUGAGGUCUUCAUCGCCAAAUAUGGCGCCCUCGACAAGGCCAAGGCCAAGGUGCCGACGUUCCAGGCGGGUCUGGCGGAGGCCGCCAACAAGCUGGCCCUCGCCUCGACCGCCGAUCAGGGCGCGGAGCAGCUCAAGAAGGUGGUGGAGCUGCUGAAGUCCACCGAUGCCCAGCAGCGACACCUCAAGGGCGUCCUCUUCGGCCGCAUCUGCAACGAGAAAGAGGCGAAUGAGGUCCGCCGGCUGAAGGACGAGCUGUGGACCAACGCGACGGAGCUCGAGCAGCACGUCGGCGUCAGCGUGCCCGGCGAUACCCAGCCCAAGGGCGUCGUCGUCGCCGCGUUGCAGACUGCUGCCGAUGCCGACGCCGCCUUGAACAAGUACCAGCAGGACGGCUCGGUGGAGACGCUCCGCGUGGAGGUCGCGACGUGGUCGGGCAAGCUGCAGGACUUCAUCAACAGGUGGCACGACGAGAACGCCUACAACGUGGCCACGGAGGCGCUCGAGCGCCUGCAGGGCCUGCUGCCCGCGCUCGAGCAGUUCGGCGACGUCAACGGCUUCGUGACCAACACCCUGAAGAACGCCAAGGAGAACGUCGAGAAGGCCAACAAGAACAUCCCGCUGGCCAAGGCGCGCAUCGAGUCCAAGCCGCUGGUCGAGCUGGUCCGGAAGUCCCGCGAGAAGCUCACCGACUUCAUCAGCCGCCCGCACGUGCAGAGCUACUUCGACACGGCCAUGGAGGGCCUCGAGGAGCUGGCCUCGCUCGUCCCGGCCCUCGAGGCCUACGUCGCCGACUCAGCCGUCGACGAUCUCGUCAAGUCCGCCAAGGGACAGAUCGCCAAGGCCGAAGCCCUCGUCUCGGCCGCCAAGAUCAAGUUCGAGUCGGCGCCGCUGCGGGAUAAGGUGGCUUCCACCCACGCCAAGCUGAACGAUUUCAUCAGCCGCCCGCACGUGCAAAGCUACUACAACGACGCGUUGGAGGCGAUGGAUGAGCUCAAGGCGCUGGUACCGGCCCUGGAGGUGUACAUCAUCGACAGCGAUGUGGCCAGCGCGGUCAAGAACGCAAAGGAGAAGAUGGCCAAGGCUCAGGAGCUCAUCGUCAAGGCCGGCGUCCAGUUCGCCGCCGAGCCGCUCAAGAACAAGGUGGUCGACACCUACAGGAAGCUCGAUCCUUUCGUGAACCGCUGGCACGUCAAGGAGUACUACGACACGGCCCUCGAGGCCCUCGAGGAGCUCAAGGUGCUCCUGCCCGAGCUCGAGCAGUACGCCUCCGACUCCUACGUGGCCACCGCCCUCACCAACGCCCGGGACAUGAUUCGGAGGACCGAGGCCGUCCUGCCCGAGGCCAAGACGCGCUUCGAGUCCGGUCCGCUCAAUGACAAGGUGACUGAGACGCACCGCAAGCUUGAUGACUUCAUCAACCGCUUCCACGUCGAGGAGUACUACAACAAGGCCCUCGAGGCGCUCGAGGAGCUCCAGCAGCUAAUUCCCGCGCUCGAGGCCUACACCUCGGACACCUACGUGGCCAGCAACGUCAAGAACGCCAAGGAGAAGGUCCUCAAGGCCGAGGCCCUCAUCCCACAGGCCAAGGCGCGCUUCGAGUCCUCGGGCGUCAUCGAGAAGAUCAGGUCCCUCCUUGGCAAGCUCUCCACCUUCACCCACACCUGGCAUCACAAGCCCUACUUCGAUGACGCGGUGGAGGCCACGGAGGAGAUCAAGUCGCUGCUGCCGGUGCUGGAGCAGUACUCGUCGGACAGCUACGCCGCCGACAUGAUCCGCAACGCGACCAAGUCCAUCGCCGAGGCCGAGGCGGUCAUGCCCAAGGCUCGCGCCCGCUUCGAGGGCGAGCCGCUCCGCGACAAGGUGGUCGCCACCCACAACCGGCUCGAUAAAUUCAUCAAGGACUGGUAUUACAAGGAGUACUACAACGACGCCAUGGAGGCCAUCGAGGAGCUCAACGCGCUCCUGCCCGCGCUCCAGGCUUAUGACACGGACUCGUACAUUGCCGGUGUCAUCCAGACCGCGAAGAACAAGAUCGCGCAGGCCGAGGCCAACGUGCCGCAGGCCAAGGUCAAGUUCGAGGCCGAGCCGCUCAAGGACCAGGUCACCCAGACCCACGGAAGGCUCGACAAAUUCAUCAAGGACUGGUACUACCAAGAGUACUACAACGACGCCAUGGAGGCCCUCGAGGAGCUCAAGGCGCUCCUGCCCGCGCUCGAGGUCUACGCAUCGGACUCGCACGUGUCCGAUGUGAUCAAGAACGCCAGGAACAAGAUGGCGCAGGCCGAGGCCAACAUCCCGCAGGCCAAGAUGAAGUUCGAGUCGGCUGCCCUCAAGGACAAGGUCAACGCCACCCAGGGAAGGCUCGACAAAUUCAUCAAGGACUGGUACUACAAGGAGUACUAUAACGACGCUAUCGAGGCCCUCGAGGAGCUCAACUCGCUCCUGCCUGCGCUCGAGGCCUACGCGGCGGACUCGCACGUGGCCGAUGUGAUCAAGAACGCCAAGAACAAGAUGGCGCAGGCCGAGGCCAACAUUCCUCAGGCCAAGGUCAAGUUCGAGGCCGAGCCGCUCAAGGACCAGGUCAGCAAGACCCAGGGAAGGCUCGACAAAUUCAUCAAGGACUGGUACUACCAGGAGUACUACAACGACGCCAUGGAGGCCCUCGAGGAGCUCAACGCGCUCCUGCCCGCGCUCGAAGUCUACGCAUCGGACUCGCACGUGGCCGAUGUGAUCAAGAACGCCAAGAACAAGAUGGCGCAGGCCGAGGCCAACAUCCCGCAGGCCAAGAUGAAGUUCGAGUCGGCUGCCCUCAAGGACAAGGUCAACGCCACCCAGGGAAGGCUAGAUAAAUUCAUCAAGGACUGGUACUACCAAGAGUACUACAACGACGCCAUUGAGGCCCUCGAGGAGCUCAACUCGCUCCUGCCUGCGCUCGAGGCCUACGCGGCGGACUCGCACGUGGCCGACGUGAUCAAGUACACCAAGACCAAGAUCGCGCAGGCCGAGGCCAACAUCCCGCAGGCCAAGGUCAAGUUCGAGGCCGAGCCGCUCAAGGACCAGGUCAACAAGACCCAGCAGCUCCUCGAUAAAUUCAUCAAGGACUGGUACUACCAGGAGUACUACAACACUGCCGUUGAGGCCAUUGAUGAGCUCAACUCGCUCCUGCCUGCGCUCGAGGCCUACGCAUCGGACUCGCACGUGGCCGAUGUGAUCAAGAACGCCAGGAACAAGAUCGCGCAGGCCGAGGCCAACAUCCCGCAGGCCAAGGUCAAGUUCGAGGCCGAGCCGCUCAAGGACCAGGUCAACAAGACCCAGGGAAGGCUCGACAAAUUCAUCAAGGACUGGUACUACCAGGAGUACUACAAUGACGCCAUGGAGGCCCUCGAGGAGCUGAGCAUGCUCCUGCCCGCGCUCGAGGUCUACGCGGCGGACUCACACGUGGCCGAAGUGAUCAAGAACGCCAAGAACAAGAUGGCGCAGGCCGAGGCCAACAUCCCGCAGGCCAAGGUCAAGUUCGAGUCUGCCGCCCUCAAGGACCAGGUCACCCAGGCGUACAGCAGGCUCAACGACUUCAUCAAGUCGUGGCACCACAAGGAGUACUACAACACGGCGGUGGAGACGAUCGACGAGCUCAACCUGCUGCUGCCCGCGCUCGAGACGUUCGCGUCUGACACGCACGUGGCCGAGACCAUCAAGGCGGCGAGGGAGAAGAUCGCGCAGGCUGAGGCCAACAUCCCGCAGGCCAAGAUCAAGUUUGAGGCCGAGCCUCUGCGCGACAGGGUGGGCACCACCCACACCAAGCUCGACAACUUCAUCAAGAGCUGGCAGUACAAGGAGUACUACGACACGGCGGUGGAGACCAUCGAUGAGCUGGAGCAGCUCCUGCCCGCUCUGGAGACCUAUGCCUCCGACGAUCAGGUGGCGCGCACGAUCAAGACUGCGCGCGACAAGAUCCAGGCGGCCAAGGCCAACUUCCCCCAGGCCCGCGCGCGCUUCGAGGCCGAGCCCCUGCGCAACAAGGUCGACCAGCUCUACGCCAAGCUCGACAACUUCAUCAAGACGUGGCAGCACGAGGAGUACUACAACACCGCCAUGGAGGCCAUGGAGGAGUUGGAGACGCUCCUGCCCGCGCUCGAGGAGUUCGCCUCGGAUUCGAGUGUGGCGAGCACGCUCCGUGUGGCCAAGGAGCGCAUCCAGAAGGCCGAGGCCAACAUCCCCCAGGCCCGGCUCAAGUACGCCGCCGAGCCUCUCCGUGCCGGCCUCGAUAAGGCCGCCAGCCAGCUUGACAACUUCAUCAAGACGUGGCAGCACGAGGAGUACUACAACACCGCGAUCGAGGCCGUCGACGAGGUGAACGCCCUGAUGUCCGCGCUGGAGCCCUUCGCUUCGGACAGCUACGUGGCGUCGACGAUCAACUCCGCCAAGGACAAGGUGCAGAAGGCCCAGGCCAACUUCCCGCUGGCCAAGGCCCGCUUCGAGGCCAAGCCCCUCCAGGAGAUGGUCGGCAAGUCCGCCGACAAGCUGCCGAACUUCAUCAAGACGUGGCAGCACGAGGAGUACUACAACACGGCCAUGGAGGCGAUCGGCGAGCUCGAGGCGCUCCUGCCGGCCCUGGAAGUCUACGCGUCGGACUCGAGCGUGGCGACGACCAUCAAGGUGGCCAAGGACCGAAUCCAGGCCGCCAACAGCGUCGUGCCGCAGGCCAAGCUCAAGUUCGAGGCCGAGCCCCUCAAGCAGCAGGUCGGCCAGGUCGCCGCCAAGCUCGACAACUUCAUCAAGUCGUGGCAUCACGAGGAGUACUUCAACACCGCCUCGGAGGCGCUCGAGGAGCUCAAGGUCCUCGUGCCCGCUCUCGAGGCCUACGCGGCCGACUCGCACGUGAGCUCCGUCAUCGCCAACACCAAGGAGAAGAUCGCCAAGGCGCAGGCCAACCUCCCGCUCGCCAAGGCCAAGUACGAGGCCGAGCCGCUGAGGAAGCAGGUCCAGCAGCACUUCGACAAGCUCAACCGCUUCGUCUCGCAAUGGUGGGUGGAGGAGUGCUACAACGCCGCGGUGGAGUCACUGGACGAGCUCAGCACGCUCGUCCCGCGCCUGGAGGCCUUCAGCGACGGCCAGGCCGAGGCCACCGCGCGCCUGGCCCGCGAGAAGAUCCUGGCCGCCCAAGCCGCCAUGAAGUCGGCCAGCCUCAAGUUCCAGGCCGAGCCGCUCAAGAAGAAGACCGAGGCCGCCGUGAGCCAGCUGCGGGCCGCCAGCAGCAAGUGGACCACGCAGGAGAACUUCGAGCAGGGCCUCGAGCUGCAACAGGAGCUGCAGGCGCUCGUGAAGGCCCUGCAGCCCUUCAAGGAGGACAGCGCCACCGAGGGCGUGCUCUCCAGCGCCCACCAGGCCCUGCUCGCCGCCGAGGAGCGCCUGUCGCAGCUGCGCAUCAAGUACCACCUCCAGCCCGCGCUCGACGACGCGCGCAAGACCACCUCGGCCCUGUCGACCUUCAUCGCCAAGUGGCUCCAGGAGGAAGAGUACCGCAAGGGCGUCGACACGGUGGCCAAGGCCAAGCGCCUGCUCGCCAAGCUGGCCCAGUUCGGCGCCAACGCCGAGGCGCAGACCACCGCCGAGCACCUCAAGCAGAAGCUCGCCGAGGCCGAGCAGCAGGUCAAGAUCGCCCAGGCCAAGCACGGCGUCAUCGAAGCCGCCCCCGAAUCCGACGACGCCGCCGCCUCCGACAAGCCCGCCAAGAAGGGCGCCUUCACUCCCUACCAGCCGCCCAAGGAGAUUCCGUUCCUGCUGCCAGAGCCGACGUCGUUCCAGGCGCUGGCUGCGUCGCUCGACCCGCCGGCGGGACUGAACGUGGGUCCCAUGAAGACCUUCGUCACGCCGCUCGAGGAGCAGCUGGCCCGCGCGGUCGGCGCCACGGUGCCCAUCUGCUUCAACUGGGAGAACUGGGUCAACCACCAGAGCUUCACCUCGAAGCCCGACGGCACCAAGCUCGAGCUCAUCAAGACGCUCUACCAGAACUGCGCGCGCCAGGUGGUGGGCGCGCUGGCGCAGCUGAUCGGCGCCGACCAGGUGGCGCGCAACCUGGUGCAGGCCAACACGAAGCGGAUCGCGCUCCAGUACGACCCGACCGACUCGGUGCUCGACGGCCGUGAGAGGCACAACUACAAGGCCGAGCGCAACAGGGAUGGCGACCUGAUCGUCACGCUCAACAUGACCCAGAACGGCCAGAUCCAGCUCGAGCACGGCCUGCGCAUCAAGCUCGACAGGCUGUACAACAUCGCCGUGUGCCAGGCGCAAGCCAAGGCCCCGGAACUCUCCGACAAGGCGCGCCUCAACGCCUACAUCGAUAUCGAAUUCGCGCCGUUCGGCCUGAACGAGAAGUUCCAGUCGUGGGAUCCGAAGGACAAGGCCAAGCAGAUCUCGCGCUUCUGGGACACCCUCAUCCCGCAGGGUACCUACGCGACGACGCAUCCCAGCAUCAAGGGCCUGUGCCAGAUCAUGAAGGAGGCCAGCCCCACGGCCCGCGAGGCCCUCCAGCGCUACGUCCGCAGGAUCGCCUUCGCCUGGGACAUGGAGAACCGCGUUUCCGACCCGCUUGAGGACUUCCCGAGCGUGGGCUGGUACAACAUCGACGUGCAGGACAACAACGAGGUGCUCAUCACGGUCAACGAGGGCAAGGGCUCGACCGAGACCUUCCGCCAAGAGUUCGUCGUCAAGUGGUCGGCCGCGAUGGCCAUCUUCACCGAGAAGUACGUCUCCGAGUUCAAGCUGCGCACCUUCGAGGAGAAGGCCAGCGCCUUCGUGGGCAAGAAGGUCGAGGCCGAGAUCAACUGGGCGCCCACGCUCCGCUCUCACCCCUUCAAGAUUCUCGGCGCCCAGCGCGUCGAGACCGUCCUGCGUGGCCUCCACACCACCCAGCUCGAAUACCUCACCGAGAUCUGGAAGAGCACGAGCGAGUGGACCGAGGCUGGUAAGCGCAUUCUCGGCGAGAGGAUCGACCGCGUCGUGAUCACGCUCGAGCCCACGCCCGCCGCCUGGUCCCUCAAGCUGAACGACCGCACCCUCAACAUCACCAUGGGCUACGACCAGGCUACGCGUCGCCACGCGAAGCUGCAGGACGAGAUCGAGUGGAUCACCGAGGCCACGAUCCCGAUCGAGAUCGAGGCUGCCAACCGGUCGUGCGCGAAGCUGACCAAGGAGCUGAGCGAGCAGGCCAAGAAGCCCAUCGCGGUGGGCAUCAACUGGGAGGCCUUCGUCGCGCUGCCCGAGUUCGUCGGGCUGGGCCACGACACCGUGGUCGGCUACAUGCGCAACGUCUACGCCGUGGCCGCCAACGCCACCGCCGGCCUCCGCACCUCGCUCACCCACGAGAUCGGCUUCAAGGCCAUCACCGCCGCCAUCGACUCGGUGCUGGUCGUGCUCGAGACCAAGAACGUCGCCGCCGAGCCCGUCCUGUCGAUGAACGGCAGCGUCAUGGGCGUCUCGGUCGGCUACACGUCGUCCACCCAGCUGGGCAAGAUUCUCGCGCGCCGCGAGCGGGUCGAGAACCUGCUCCGGGUCAUCGUGCAGGUGCACAAGGCCCUGGCCGACGAGCGCUACAACGCGGUGGUGGCCGCGCUGGCCGACGGUCUCGGCCGCCCGGUGCCGAUCGAGGCCGACUGGAGCCUGGUCGACACGCCGCAGUUCGAGGCCCUCCUGCCCGAGAUGAAGUCCUACGUCGUCGAGUGCCUCCACGCCUGCUUCCCCGAGUGCGUCGUGGCCCAGGGCGUGCUGGUCACCAACCACCACCCGGUGGGCAAGGCCUGCUACUCGGCCAAGCUCAAGCGGGUCUACUUCCACGUGGCGCCCGAGGGCAGUGUCGACAACGUGCUCAACAAGGAGGGCGAGCUGCACGUCGAGCUCGACCUGCGCAGCGUUGUGGCCAAGGGCCUGUUCGCGGGCCACUGGCAGGUCCGCGGCGAGGAGGCGUUCGACGCGCUGGUGCCCAUCGCCCAGUACGACGCGCUCGAGUCCUACAAGGCCAAGGUCGCCGAGCGCAUCGCCUCCACCGUCGGCAAGGCCCUCCCGUUCACCCCCAACUGGGACUUCACCACCAACCCCACCUUCCAGCAAUGGAGGCCUCUGCACAAGAGGCAGUACGUGCUGGCCUACUGCAACGGCUUGCUCGAGUCGAUCUUCUUCGGAGCGCAGGGCCUCCCCCAGCUGUGCGAGCUCUCCCUCGUGCGCGAGACCAUCGCGCAGAAGGUGGACGCCGUCGUGGUCAAGGUCGACCUUGAGGCCGGCUGCGGCGACAACGACGGCACCGUCGCUGGCCGUCCCACCGUGGAGGGCACCACGCUGGUGCUGAACGUGACCCUGUCGGCCUCGGCCCACGACGGCGCCUCGUGGGGUCAGAAGCUCUGCCAGGCGCUCCAGCUGCGCCCGGUCAUCAUCGCUCACUUCCUGGAGAGGCACGGCCCGCCCAACCUCAAGAAGAGCAGCGAGGAGCUCACGGCGGCCGCCACGGCGCCCCUGAGCGUGGAGAUGGACCUCACCGAGGUGCUCAAGUCCAAGCACGUCGAGUCCCUGGGCGCGUUCAACCAGCUGGUGGACUACCUCACCGUGCUCUACGACCUGCCGUGCAAGAUCGUGACCGGCAAGGGCGGCGUGGCGUGGCUCUGCACCAACAGCCCCGACGCGCGCGCGCAGCUGGUGGAGCGCGCCAAGGUGGUGCGGCUGGUGAUCGACACCGCGGACUCAACGCCGGCCUUCGAGGGCCACCGCUACCAGACCCAAAUGUACCAGGUCCGCGUGGCCGACGGCGCCCUGCUGGUGCAGUUCAACCAGGCCCUGGUGGCCAAGGCCGUGGCAGACCUGGGCGAGGUGGUCGAGUGGGAGCUCACCCCCGCCAUCGCCCGCCGCAAGGAGCAGGCCCGCAUCGAGGAGGAGCGCGAGCGCCAGAAGCAGUGGGAGAAGGAGCGUCGCCGCCGCGAGAAGGAGUACGAGAAGGAGCGCCGCCACCGCGAGCUCAUGAACAAGCUUCACUAA
Molecule: messenger RNA, 9411 nt
Organism: Acanthamoeba castellanii str. Neff
Lineage: Eukaryota; Discosea; Longamoebia; Acanthamoebidae
Exons: 32
Coding region: 1-9411 (3136 amino acids)
Source: RefSeq, a predicted model, not a curated record